AUGAGUAUCUACGACAGCCCACCGAACAUGCCCCAAUUGCGUUAUUUGUAUAAAAAUUAUGCCCUCCGUGGCGUUAAAGUUGCCGCAAUUACAGCCUCACUUCUCACUGCUGUGGUCACUUCGUACGUGUACAACAAGAAAGUGGUUAGUGUCCGCAAAUUUUUCGAGUAAGAACUGUGAAUAAUUUUGCCAAUUUUGCUUAAGGUCGUACGAUCCUGACCUAGAAUGGGAUCGGCUUCGGAAGUCUGGAAUCUUAAAAACCGUUGACAAGGAUGGGAACCCUAAAAACCUGUUUGAUUAG
This is a messenger RNA of Spirometra erinaceieuropaei, 301 nucleotides long. The record is from the annotation of a GenBank genome assembly. Lineage: Eukaryota; Metazoa; Platyhelminthes; Cestoda; Diphyllobothriidea; Diphyllobothriidae.